Messenger RNA from Magallana angulata, 1478 nucleotides. RefSeq lists its product as uncharacterized. Lineage: Eukaryota; Metazoa; Mollusca; Bivalvia; Ostreida; Ostreidae. Gene Ontology annotation, molecular function: GTP binding. The transcript is spliced from 3 exons. Bases 63 to 848 code for a protein of 261 amino acids. The record is from RefSeq and is a predicted model, not a curated record.
AAGUUCCAUGUCCGGUAACCGACGUAUCCAACGACGUUGAAGAAUGUUGUGACGGAAGUGCAAUGGCCCAAAGUGAAGUUACAGCUAGCUUUGAUGAUCCUAAAGACGUUCAAAAAGAAGAUUUAGAAGAUGAAGAAGGCGAGUAUCGUAUGAUGAUAGCUGGUUUGAGAGGAGUUGGAAAAAGUUCUCUUGCAAACUCAAUUUCAGGCAAACAUGUACAAGUUUCAAAAAGUGCUUUUGAAACAGUUACAAAAAAGGCAGCUAAAAUAACAUGCAAAAGGCAAGAAAAAUCAUUCGUUUAUUUCGACACACCAGGAUUGUCAAAGGAUAUGGAAAAGGAAACGCUGCAAAAGGAGUACAAGAAAUGUUUAAUCAACGCCGCCCCAGGUCUUCAGGCAAUACUCAUCGUUCAGAAAGCCACGGUCUUUACCGAAGACAACCAGACUUUUCUUGAUCAUUUUACAAGGAUGUUUGGAGAAAAAUGUUGGAAGUGGGUUGUAUUCGUUUUCACACACAUUGAUGAAUUACUAGAAGAAAAAAGGGAUUUAGAAGAACAGCUAAAAGAUGCCGAUAAACGUCUUAAAUGCUGGCUAUCAAAAUGUGAAAAUCGGUACGUAGGGAUAGAUAAUAAUCUUAAAGGCACUGAAAAUAAUAAACAGAUAGAAAGACUCAUCUCCGUUGUAAACAAUCUCAUUGAAACAAAUGGUGGAGAGAUAUACACCAACGAGGAAUUUCAGGAAGUCUACCAAAUGUUGCAGAAAGAUGCUCGGGAUAAAAACUUGACUCGUUGCGAAACACGCGAAGGAUUUUUCAGGAAAGCAUUUGCUGGUAUGCCAAAUAUCGAAUGAUCUUCUUAAAAUAUGGUUAAAAUAGAUUAUGAUAAAUGCAAAUCAAUGACAACUAUCUAGACCGUACAUCCUCUCUGCAUUACACUGUAAUGUUAGACAACGAAUACUAGUAUGUACGAGGGUCGUCCAAAAAGUUUGUGGACACAUGUAAUUUUAUUUAAAAUAACGGCACCAUUAUCAGGAAAGGGUUAUGAUAAUUUAAUAUAGAGUACAAUUAUGUAUAUGUAUGAAAAUCAGAGCCAUGAACAGUUUUGUAUUGGAGUUAUUGUUAUAUAUACAUUGUAUGUACAGAUCGCACGGCCCAGUCUGACGUUGAGUUAUAACGACGUUCCUAUAACGUCGUUAUAACUGAAUUCGUAAUAUCUGUGUUGAGCUGAGUAAAUUACGGCGAUCUGUUUUCAAAUCCUUUCUUGAAUUCUGGUUUGUUUCUUCAUAUAACAAAACAAAUAUACAGAAAAGGUACAAGAAAUUUAGUACACCAUCAUGGUAUCGUGGGAAACGCAUUGCUAUUUUUCAAAUAUCCUCUUAUUUACCUGCAGCAGAUUGUAUGUUAAUAUGGUGUUUUUGUUUAUAUACAACAUGCAUUCUUUGAUUUGUAAUUCGUAUUGCAAAUAAAAAUUCCAAAUUGUA